Messenger RNA from Spodoptera litura, 12987 nucleotides. It is a transcript of the gene Dhc16F, whose product is annotated as Dynein heavy chain at 16F. Lineage: Eukaryota; Metazoa; Arthropoda; Insecta; Lepidoptera; Noctuidae. Gene Ontology annotation, biological process: microtubule-based movement. Gene Ontology annotation, molecular function: ATP hydrolysis activity; dynein intermediate chain binding; dynein light intermediate chain binding. The record is from RefSeq and is a predicted model, not a curated record. Gene Ontology annotation, cellular component: dynein complex.
CGUGUCUAUUGCUUCAUAGUUGCUAUGUGGUUGCUUGAUAGACGCUUGACACUGGUUUCCAUGGUGAUAAACAAAAUUUGGAGUUGUUGACAACUGUCUUCGAUUGUCUCAUAAACUCAUAAUCUUGGAUGAUAAUUUAUUAUUUUCUUUCUUAUUAAUACCAUCUGUGAAGUAAUAUGAUGGACAAACUAUAACAGUGUUUACAAAAUGCCUUUCUCAGUUACAAGUGAGAAGCGAUUGAAUCGCCGAACUAUCUCAACAACACUACCAGCGAUAGAGAUAUUACAAAGAAAUAUAAGGCCUGCACCUACGUACCACACGAAAAAACCUCGGGAAGUGCCUUUUCAUGUACCCCAUAAGAAGCUACUGGAAAAAAUAGAAUAUGUCAAAAAAGAACCUGAACCUUUGACGGGUUUUGCAGCUGCUCAAGAGAAUCGUUUUAAAAAAGAGCGAAAGCCAGGUACUUUAGAGCCUCUAACAUUGGCUACAGAAGAAACAGAAGCCAGCAGUGUUGCUGUUGGUAGUGGUACUAAGAGGAAGAGGAAACUCAUUAUUCGGGAAUCAGCCACAAGUUUGGAGGACAAGGAGUACCAAACCACUGAUCCCCUGAAAGUAAAACCGCCUGUGGCAUCUCAAACAGAUGUGAUAAAUCACGUGAGAAACAACCCGUCAUGCGGUUUCCUGUAUAUGAUAUAUGCUGUGGACCCACAGAAUGUUUAUUUUACACCUUAUUACCUUCAAGUCGUGACUUAUGAGAAUAUUGACAAACGAAACUAUUUCACAAUAAGUCCGUGUGGGGUUACACACUAUUCCAACGAGAUGGUCUUCACGAAGCUUCCUGCUUGGGAACAAGAGUAUACCAUUUUUGUUAAGCUCACCGAUAUUAAGUUUUUUAAACUAUAUCGAUAUUGGAAAGCAUUUUAUGUUUGGAAGAAAUCUAUCAUGUUUAGAAAAUAUACCAAGAUUCGUAAUAAGUUGGCGAAGAAUCUUUUUAUCUUGACGCCAGUAUUGGGCAAGGCGCUGCUUAGCAUACAGGCGAUGUGCUGUGAGAUGUACAUGAAAACGUUCGCUGAUUUGUCCAGAGAUAUGGACACUGCAUUCUUCUACUUUAUUGAAGAUCAGAUGAAACGAAUAGAAUAUGUCAGAGACAAGUUAUAUGAAUACCGUACGGUGGUUCUGGAUGUGAUCACCCAAUCAUGUCACACAGCCCUGUACCAGCAAGGAUUUGUGUAUGAUGACAGAAAUAUCCCACCUUUUCAAGUCAUCAGAGGAAAGCCCACUGGGGGCAUGUCAUACACAGAGAAAGCGAAUAAGAGAAAAUACUGCGAAAGAUUAGCGUGUUUCAUAAAGCUGGCGGAUUAUAUGACAAAUUAUAUGCUGUACCGCCUAACAAAGCGAUCAAACUAUAUGAUGUCCAGUAUGCUUCGUACACAUGUUGAAUUUACUCCGCCUAAAGCACUUUUAGAGGGAGUUAAUGUGGAAGAGGUGCUGGAAGUAAUACCUCGUGUUACAGAAACUUGCAAAUGGGCUUUAUUCCAAGUAGAUGCUUAUAUUUUACCAUCUGGUGAAAUGGAAUUGAAUCCCAGCGAGAAAGUAAUAUCAACUUACAUCGAAAAAAUUACGGGCUAUUGGGAGGAGUACGUUCGCACAUUCCAUAACUUUUUAAACGAUGAAACACUGCAAAUAUUUGUUCAGCCAACAAUAAUGGGAAAACUUGUCGACUGGUCUGCUGGAGUGUCGCCGAAUCUAUACUUCCUGAUGAACCAAGACAAACCUAUGUUGGAUGAUAUAGCAUAUAUACCCCAUUCUAUCACAUAUGCAUAUGAGGUCGUAUGGACCUUCCUGGCACGUUACCAGGCAUACAGAGAUGAUUAUCGUGAAUCUUGCGCAAUGGACCUUGAUCUUAUCAAGGAGGAAAGAGAUGUAUUAAAGUUUAAAACAAUGUGUGAUAGAUUUGUUCAACAAAUGGAGUCUGUAGAAAAUGUCUUGUGCUACCAGCCAUUGGGUCUGCUGUUUUUGUGUCUGACUCCCUUCCAAGAACUAUUUAGGCCGCAACCGAGAAAACUUUUCGACGUUGUAGCUAAUGUCACGCCUGAGAUCGGUCACGCCUGCAUCGAAGAAAUAAUACAAGGUAUUGAAAAUAUUAAUGACGAUAUCAUUAAAGAACCUGAAACUGCAGCAGAACUGGUUGCAUUUAAUUUUUUGAUGGAUGGUCUGGAAGCUCGCGUAGCGUUCUUGGAGGAGAGACUAGAGUAUCUUCGAGAACUUUACGAUCUCAUGGGAGAAUUUAACAUUCCGAUAUCGCCAGAUGACAUGACUGAAUACUUAGGUUUGAGUGUGGCACUGGGGACACUUCGGACUAAUGUUGAUGCACGUCUUGAGACUCGAAGUAAGUUAGCAGGACUAUUCGCAAGUCGAAUUGGCAAGGAUAUCAUGGAGCUGAUGUUAGAUGUUAACAAACUGAGGGAGGAAGUUGCGCAAACAUGGUUGUACGAUGAAAAAUCAGAUAUAGAAAAAGUAUUGGAAGCCUUGCAAGAAUUACAAGAGAAGCUCAAUGCAUGCUCCGCACGAGAAAAACAAAUACGGGAAUGGCAGAAAAUAUUCAAGAUACCGCCAGCUCGACUGGAACAAUUAGAUGAAGCUAUAAACGAUGUUAAGCUCAGGCAGUUACUAUGGAAGUCAUCUAAAGAAUGGAAUGAUAUGUAUAAGAGUUGGUGUGAGGCUCCAUUCAAUACAUUAGACGUUGAUGAGAUUCAAACAACUACCAUCAACUUUGCCAAGAUAUUUAACCAACUGGAUAAAGGUGUUCCUCCAAACAAAAUCGUACCCAAGUGCAAGGCAACUAUAGACAUAAUUAAAGAAAAGCUACCUGUGAUGUCAUAUCUCCGAAACCCAGCAUUGAAACCACGACACUGGGUGAAAAUCGAAGAGAUUCUUCACACGCGAUUCACACCAGACACGGAGCUGACAUUGCAAGUAUUUGAAGAGUUACAUGCCUUCCAACAUGCUGAGGAGCUGAUGGAAGUGGCUGGGCAAGCCAGUUCUGAAGCUGGACUGGAAGCAUUGCUUAAGAAGGUGGAAGAAAUGUGGGCAUCUCUGGAGUUCCCAGUGGUAUUACACAAAGAUGCGAAAGAUGUAUAUGUACUGGGUGGUUUGGAGGAAAUCCAGACAUGUGUCGAUGAAAGUAACAUUCAUAUCAGCACUAUACUCAGCUCUCGCAACUGUGGACCAAUCAAAAGCAGGGUUGAAGAAUGGGAUAAAAACUUGGAACUAUUUUCUAAAACUCUGGAAGAAUGGUUCAGCUGUCAACAAACUUGGAUGUAUUUGGAAGUGAUAUUUAGUGCACCUGACAUUCAGAGGCAGUUGCCUAACGAAACAAGACUGUUCACUAUUGUUGACAAGUCCUGGAAGGACAUCAUGCGUAAAUUAGCCAAGGUACCUUUGGCGAUGCCAGCGGCGACUCAGCCUAAGCUUUACGAAGAAUUUGUGAGAAAUAAUGAAAUGCUUGAUCAAAUCAUGAAAUGUCUCGAAGCCUAUUUAGAAACUAAACGAGUCGCUUUUCCAAGAUUCUUCUUUUUGUCCAACGAUGAACUUUUGGAGAUUUUGGCCCAGACACGUAACCCGCACGCGGUACAACCACACUUGCGUAAAUGCUUCGACGCUAUCGCUAAGCUGGAGUUUGGCGUGAAGUUACCAGAAAGCGAGCUGGUCGUGACAGAGGAAGGUGGUCUCGUGGAGAGGGAGUUAUCAUUCCAGUCAAGGGAUAUGCUCCAAGCUAAACUAGCUAAGACUGCUAGACCAGAGGAUCUCACUACGGAUAUUAUUGCCAUGCUAUCGCCUGAAGGAGAAAGGGUAAAUCUGGGCAAGGGCCUCAAAGCGCGAGGUAACGUAGAAGAUUGGCUUGGAAAAGUUGAAGAAGCCAUGUUUGCUUCAGUUAAGAGAUGCAUGAAACAAGCGCUAAAAGAUUUUCAGGCACGACCGCGAGUGAAAUGGGUCCAACUACAUGCUAAUCAGAUAAUUUUAGCAGUAUCACAAGUAAUGUGGGCCAAAGGAGUGCACGAAAUAUUCGAUUUAGGAAUCCCACUUCGCGUUGAUACCGGUUUGAUAGACUAUGAAAAGAAGUGUGUAUCGGAUUUGAAUGACUUGGCAGCCCUUACUCGUGCUGAUAUCAAUCCUUUAUUCAGAAAGGUUCUAUGCGCUCUUAUCACUGUAGAUGUGCACGCAAGAGAUACUAUCACACACAUGGUGCAGAAGCAUGUUCAACGAGCGGGGGAUUUCGAAUGGUUGAAAAUGAUUCGUUAUUAUUGGGAAGAAGAGAUUGACAAUUGUGUUGCAAGAAUGUCAAGUGCAAUGUACGUUUAUGGACACGAAUAUUUGGGUGCUGCAGGUGUACUUGUAAUAACGCCACUAACCGAUCGCUGUUACUUAUGUCUCAUGGGAGCGUUGCAAUUGGAUUUGGGAGGAGCUCCGGCCGGACCAGCGGGCACGGGGAAGACUGAAACUACCAAAGACAUGGCCAAGGCUGUAGCUAUACAGUGCGUCGUGUUCAACUGUUCCGAAGGUUUGGACUACAAAAUGAUGGGGCGCUUCUUCUCGGGCCUCGCAACAUCCGGCGCCUGGUGUUGCUUCGAUGAGUUCAAUCGUAUUGACAUCGAAGUGUUGUCUGUAAUCGCUCAACAGUUGAUUACCAUUAGAAAUGCAAAAGUGGCUCGUUUGAGCAGGUUCAUGUUUGAGGGGCGUGAGAUUAAGCUAGUACGUAGUUGUGCAGCUUUCAUCACUAUGAACCCUGGUUACGCUGGUAGAACCGAACUGCCGGACAACUUGAAAGCACUGUUCCGGCCUAUUUCUAUGAUGGUGCCGGAUUACGCCUUGAUUGCUGAGGUGAUCUUGUACUCAGAGGGAUUCGAAUCCUCGAAAGGGUUAGCGAAAAAAAUGGUGCAAAUGUACAAGUUAUCUAGCGAACAGCUGUCCAAACAGGAUCACUACGACUUUGGUAUGAGAGCUGUGAAGAGUGUUUUGGUGAUGGCUGGUGCAUUAAAAAGGGCCAGUCCUGACCAGCAUGAGGAGAUGACCCUACUAUGCGCACUGAACGACAGCAAUUUGCCAAAAUUCCUGGCUGCCGAUGCAAUCCUGUUCGCUGGUAUAUUGUCAGAUCUAUUUCCUGGCGUCAGUUUGCCUGUCAGAGACUACGGCGUCAUGGAUCAAGCUAUCAGAGAAGUGUUACUGGAGAAUAAAUAUCAAAUCGAAGAAUGUCAGAUACGUAAAGUGAUUCAGUUGCAUGAGACCAUGAUUGUACGAUGGGGCGUCAUGUUAGUCGGUCCAACUGGUGGAGGAAAAACCGUUGUCUUGACUGUUUUAGGAGAAACUUACGCUAAACUUUGUAUAAUGGGCGUUGAGGGUCCACAAAAUCAAUUAGUGCAGAAGUACAUUAUAAAUCCGAAGAGUCUUACCAUUGGAGAGUUGUAUGGUGAAGUUAAUCUACAAACGCUUGAGUGGCACGACGGGAUCCUUCCUUUAAGUUUGCGUACGGCUGUUCAAUGUGAUAAACCGCAUCAUCAAUGGUUGAUCUGCGACGGUCCGGUCGACGCAGUGUGGAUUGAGAAUAUGAACACCGUACUGGACGACAAUAAGAUGUUGUGUCUCUCCAACUCUGAGAGAAUCAAGCUGUCACCUUAUGUGCACAUGUUAUUUGAGGUUGCUGAUCUUGCUCAAGCUUCCCCAGCGACGGUGUCUCGUUGUGGCAUGGUGUACAUUGAUCCGAAUGAGAUGGGCUACAUGCCGAUGGUGCGCUCCUGGAUUGAUGAAGCGGUAGAGAGAAACCUCUUCUCUCAAGAAAACUCUGAAUUUGUUCAUGAAUUGUUCACUAUGCUAGAUGUUGGUGUCCAACAUGUGAAUACCAAGUGCCGUUUUGGCAUUAAACAGGUGGAUAUUAGCAAAGCGUCAGCCAUUUGCUAUCUCCUGGGAUCAUUGCUUUCUGAACCUGGUGACCGGUUCCCGGAUAAAGCUGCCAUCAAAGUGUAUAUAGCUCACUGUUUCAUAUUCUGCUAUGUUUGGUGCAUAGGCGGAAAUAUUCUAGAAGAAAACAGAAAGCUUUUGGAAGAACUCGUUAAGAGACAGUUUGAACAAUACGAGGAGGCUGAAUUCGCGCCGAUGGGCUUUAAUUUAUUCGACAUGUACAUGGACACUCGCAUGCGCAGAUUAAAAGUAUGGGCCGAAAUAAUUCCGGAGUUUUUAUACGAUUCUGGAAAGCCAUUCUUCGAGACCCUAGUACCCACUAUAGACACUGUUCGAUACGGGUACUUAUUCGAAAAACUUGUCAGCUGCGGGAAACCUGUCAUGUUCACAGGAAACACAGGUGUGGGUAAAACUGUAAUCGCAUUAGAGACACUGAAUAAAAUGUCGUUGGGCGGCUAUUAUAUACCUUUCAUAUUGAAUUUUUCCGCACAAACUAGCAGUGGGAGGACACAGGUGGUGAUUGAGUCUCGUUUGGACAAGAGACCUCGAAAGGCUUUGGGAGCUCCAUUAGGCAAGAAAAUAAUAAUAUUUAUUGAUGACGUAAAUAUGCCCCGACUGGACGUCUAUGGAGCACAGCCGACUAUAGAACUCUUAAGACAGUUUUUGGAUUUCGGGGGAUUAUACGACCGUGAUAAAUUAUUCUGGAAAGAUAUCCUCGACGUUGUACUGUCUUGCGCCUGCGCACCUCCUGGUGGUGGUCGAAACCCGCUUACUGGACGCUUCGUCAGGCAUUUUGCUAUGUUCUUCAUUUCUGCACCAAACUCCGAGGCGAUGAAAACUAUAUUUAAGGCAAUCCUCAGAGGUCACUUAGAGGACUUUGUCACGGAAGUCUCAAUCCUUGGAGGACCUAUAGUAGAUGCAGCUGUAGAUUUGUACUUGAAGAUUUGCAGCGAAUUACUCCCGACACCAGCUAAAUCGCACUACGUGUUCAAUUUGAGAGACUUAUCUAAAUGCAUGCAAGGAGUCUUGCAAGCUGACGCUGCAUACAUGCGAGCACCGCAAGGAAUGCUCAGGUUAUUCUAUCAUGAGUGCCUUCGAGUUUUCCACGAUCGGCUAAUAAAUAUCGAAGACAAAAGCUAUUUCUUUCACCUCAUGUGCAAUAUUUGCGAUAGAUACUUUCAAAGUAGAAUAUUGGACAUUCCCGAGGAUCCUAUCAUUCAUUCACCGCCCCUUCUAUUGUUUGGCGAUUUCAUCAACUCUGCUGUACCUAAAGAAAACAGAAACUAUGCUGAGAUAUCAGAUUUUAAAAAGCUUAUGGUGGUGGUGAAGGAAUAUCUAGACGAAUAUAACUCAACGGCUCGAGCAGAGAUGCAUCUGGUUUUAUUCAAAGACGCUAUAGAGCAUGUAGUGCGAACAGCUCGGGUGCUGAGAGCUGAGCGUGGACACUGCCUUAUGGUCGGGCCAGGCGGGUCAGGCCGGAGGAGCGUGUCCACCCUAGCAGGACACAUCAACGAAUGCAAGUGUAUGGGAAUGGAAAUUAAGAGGAAUUACGACACACCUGAGUUCCACGACGAUCUCCGGAAUAUGUAUAUGCGAGCUGGUGCCAAUUAUGAAGACACCGUGUUCCUUUUCACAGACACACAGAUCACAAAAGAAGAAUUCCUUGAAGAUAUCAAUAAUAUGCUCAAUUCUGGUGAGGUACCGAACUUGUUUGAAGGAGAUACGUACGAGGCUGUUCAGAGUGGGUGUCGCAAUGAGGCCGCUAAGUUUGGCAUCAAUCCUUCUGACCGUGAUGGAGUCUACUACUUCUUUAUCAACAGGGUCCGAGGGAAGCUACACCUUUGUAUUUGUAUGAGUCCCGUUGGAGAAGCGUUCAGGCGUCGCUGUCGGAUGUUCCCUUCUCUAGUGAACUGCUGCACCAUUGACUGGUUCACUAAAUGGCCACCAGAGGCACUGCUGUCAGUUGCCAAACAAUGCUUACAGCCGCUCGGAAAUCAAGAACUCGUUGAUCUAAUUUCUACGAUGUGUGUCACAAUGCAUCAGGACGUGGAUGUAAUGACAGAUAGAUUGUACCAGGAGAUGAGACGGUACUUCUACACUACACCUAGUAGUUACUUGGACUUGCUGAAGUUGUACCUGAUGCUGCUGGACAAGAAGCAGCAACAAAUUAUACGCGGGAGAGACAGAAUAUCCUGCGGUCUGCAGAAAUUAUACGAAACGUACGAGGUAGUAGGAGUGAUGGAGCAACAAGUGCGUGAAAUGGAACCAAUCCUCGCGAAGAAAGCGGAGGAAGGUCAUGCACUGGUCGCCAAGCUGAAGGUGGAACAGAAAGCCGCUGACCAAGUGAAAUACGCUGUUAUGAAGGAUGAGGCGGCUGCAAAGAUAAAAGCUGAGGAAGUGAAACAAAUAGCGGACGAAGCGAAAGCUGACUUGGCUCUCGCUAUGCCGGCUAUGGACGCUGCACAGGCUGCACUGAAGGCACUCAACAAAGCUGACAUCAAUGAACUCAAAGCCUUCCAGAAACCGCCAGUCCUCGUACGAUUUGUCAUGGAACCCAUCUGCAUACUUUUUGGAGCAAAGCCUGACUGGGAUUCCACGAAGAAGCUAUUGGCAGACGUCAAUUUCAUCGGCAAACUUGAAGAUUAUGACAAAGAUCAUAUUCCAGAAGCUACUCUUAAGAAGCUGAAGGUGUAUCUCACUCAUAAAGAUUUCAAUCCAGACACUGUCGUUAAAGUAUCUAAGGUAUGCCGAUCCAUGGUGUUAUGGGUGCAAGCUAUCGACAUGUACGCCAAAGUAUUCAGAGUCGUGGAACCAAAGAUAAUCAAGCAUAAAGAAGCGGCUAGUAUCCUGAAGAAUGUAAUGGCUGUACUCAGGGCCAAACAGAAAGAAGUAGAAGCUAUUGAAGCUCAACUUGCUAAAAUGAUGAACGAACUGAAGGUUGUUGAAGACGAACGCACGAGAUUACAAGCUGACGUAGACUUGGCGGCCGCGCGCUUAUCCCGUGCCGGAAGGCUAACUCAAGCGUUGGCGGACGAACAAACUCGCUGGGAAGACAGUGUUAAGGCGGCGUCGAAAGCAUUGCAUUGUACUACCGGCGACAUUAUUAUAGCAUCUGGUUGUAUCGCCUAUUUCGGCGCCUUUCCAACAAACUACAGGCGGGAAUUAGUAGUCAAAUGGAUAGAUCAGUGCAAGGAAUUGAAAAUACCGGCUUCCGAGACUUUCGAUCUGAUCACCGUAAUGGCUGACUCAUACACAGUAAGGACAUGGAAUUCGCAAGGAUUGCCGCGUGAUGCAAUAUCUACAGAGAAUGGCAUUUUGGUGACAAGAGCCGGGCGAUGGCCUCUCACAAUCGAUCCACAGGAACAGGCUAAUAGGUGGAUACGAAACAUGGAGAAAGAAAAUGGACUAAUGAUAACAAAACUAAUAGACGCGGGAUACCUUCGAGUCCUCGAGAAUUGCAUUCGGCUAGGUUGGCCAAUGCUUAUUGAGGACCUCGGGGAGUCGCUUGAUGCUACCUUAGCUCCUGUGCUUCUGAAGCAAACUUUUCUUCAGGCUGGCAGACUACUCAUUCAUUUGGGAGACAGUGAUAUAGAAUAUGAUACGAAUUUCCGUCUGUACCUCACGACGAAGCUAGCUAACCCACACUACUUGCCGGAAAUCUGCAUUCAAGUGACCCUCGUCAACUUUACAGUCACGUUGUCCGGUCUCGAAGACCAAUUACUGGCUGAUGUAGUGAGACUAGAGCGUCCAGACCUUGAAAUAUUGCGGUCAGAGCUGAUUGUUCGUAUCAAUACGGACAAAGCAUCGCUACUUGAGAUCGAAGACAAAAUCCUGAGAUUACUUUACGCUUCUACUGGGAACAUUUUGGAUGACGAGGAACUGAUUGAAACACUCAACGAGAGUAAAGAAACUGCUGAAAUAAUUAAUGCUCGUCUUGAAGAAACUGAAGCUACGGAGAUAAACAUAUCGGCGGCGCGCGAAAAGUAUAGAACCGUGGCGACUCGAGGAGCUGUAUUAUAUUUCGCUGUAGCACAAUUAGCAGAUAUCGAUCCUAUGUACCAAUUCUCACUGAAGUAUUUUAACCAGGUAUUUAAUCAAGUUAUAGAAAAAGCCGAAAAAUGUGACAUUCUUGAAACCAGGCUGGAAAUUCUCCGCAACGAGAUAACAUUGUCUGUGUAUCGCAACGUCUCCAGAGGUCUUUUUGAACGACACAAAUUAGUUUUCAGUUUCCUCCUAAACAUGGCUGUGUAUUUAAAUACAGAGAUUAUCACAGCAGAACAGUGGAACUUUAUCUUACGUGGCGCAGCUGGUACAGUUGUGGUACCACCCAAAAAGCCAUCAAUCGAAGCAAUGACUGAACUCAUGUGGUUAGCCAUCAACCAUUUAAAUGAAACUGAUCCUCGAUUUGCAGGAAUAGUUGAUGAUUGUUUUAAAAGAAUUUAUAUUACGAUCGGAAAUUUCUCUGCGGACAUCCACAUUGACAAAACGAACUUUGUGGCACCGAUGGUAAACUGGGACGCUAAACUGACAUCAUUUGAAAAACUUAUGUUAUUAAAGUGCCUUAAAGAAGAGAAACUAGUUUUUGCGAUUGCAGAAUAUGUGGCUUCUAACCUGGGAGAAGUAUUUAUAGAAAGUCCCACUGUUCAACUAAAUACCCUAUAUGCUGAUACUGCUGCGACUAUCCCUCUAGUGUUUGUAUUAAGCACAGGCUCUGAUCCUUUCGGAGCUUUUCAACGGUUUGCCACGGAAAUGGGGAUGCGUGAUCGUGUACAUUCAAUCUCACUCGGUCAAGGGCAAGGACCAGUAGCCGAGAAGAUGAUAAGUGGUGCGAAACCCAAAGGAGAUUGGAUUUUCCUACAAAAUUGUCACCUAGCAGCUUCAUGGAUGCUUAGCCUGGAAGUAAUAGUAGCUAACUUGAGUAGUGAAUCCGAUCAUCCUGAUUUUCGACUCUUCUUGAGCUCUAUGCCCACACCCAAAUUUCCUGUGUCUGUCCUGCAAAAUUCUGUUAAGGUCACAAAUGAACCACCUAAGGGCUUAAAAGCAAAUGUGAAAAGAGCUCUUAUUGAAAUGGAAGAAGAUUUCUUUGAACAACACGUUUUGGGCCAAGACUGGCGCUCGAUGCUAUUUGGUGUUUGUAUGUUCCACGCAAUCAUUCAAGAACGCAAGAAGUUCGGCCCGCUAGGGUGGAAUAUUACUUACGAAUUUAAUAAUAGCGAUCGCGAGUGCGCCUUGAUGAACUUGCAAAUGUUUUGUGAGGAUGGAACCAUACCUUGGGAUGCUUUGGAAUAUAUAACAAGUCUUAUAACAUAUGGAGGUCGAGUAACAGACAUGUGGGAUCAACGCUGUUUAACCACAAUUUUAAAAAUAUUCUUCUCACCGCAAACUCUUGAAGAGGGAUAUGUGUACUCCGAAUCGGGCAAAUAUUAUUGUCCAAGAUCGCCAAAACUAGAAACGUACAGGGAUUACAUAGAGUCAUUACCGAACAUUGAGAAUCCGGAAGUAUUCGGUAUGCAUGAAAACGCGAAUAUAGCAUUUGAGAACAAGGAAUCUCAUACUUUAAUACAAACAAUAGUAGAUGUACAGCCUCGUGCCGCCGGUACUGGUGGCGGGGACACACCUGAUCAAAUUGUCUGGCGAAUUAGUGAUCAAACGCGAUCCAGAAUAUCUAAAUCUAUAGACAAAUCCCUCAUCAACCCAGACCUCAUGAUACCUGAUGAUAUGGGGCAACUACAUUCUCUCACGACUGUGCUGAUACAUGAAACAGACAGGUUCAAUACGUUGCUUACUUUAAUACAUCGUUCACUAAAUGAACUUCAGAAAGCAAUCAAAGGUAUAGUGGUAAUGUCAGAAGAGUUUGAAGAAGUUUUCACUUCUUUUAUAAAUAAUAAAGUCCCCAAUAUGUGGCAUAAAAAAGGUUAUAAUUCCUUAAAAACUCUUGGCAGUUGGAUACACGAUCUCAUUUUAAGAGUUGACUUCAUACAGAAAUGGUUAAUAGAUGGCGCACAGCCGAGCAGUUGGGUGUCAGGGCUUUUCUUCCCACAAGGCUUGCUUACAGGAUCACUACAGUCUUACGCCAGGCGCUUCCGUGUGCCCAUUGACGCGCUCAUGUUUGACUUCUUUCCAUUGCCGAUUUACUUGUCACAAGACGAUAUUUACAAACAAAAUAAUAGGAAAAAGGGCGAGGAGGGUCCCAAUGCUUACGAGCAUUUGAAGGUGCCUGAGGAUGGUGUCAACAUACAUGGUUUGUUUAUUGACGCUGGUCGCUGGGACGUGGGGUUAGGUCGUUUGGUUGAUGCUUUUCCUGGUCAAAUGAACCCUCCGAUGCCAGUGGUGUGGUUCAAGCCAGUGCUUACACUUCCGAAACCUGACCCUCGAUAUGAAGCACCUCUGUACAAAACGUCAGAGCGAGCAGGUGUUUUGUCCACAACGGGACACAGUACUAACUUCGUUCUACCUGUACUGUUGCCUUCAAAUCACCCACAAAGCUACUGGAUUAUACGUGGCACAGCUCUACUUACGCAAAUCACUGACUGAAUUUCUUACACAAUCUUAUCAAGCUGCUUUCACAAUCAGAUGAAGAUCAGGGAGUAUGUAUUUUCAUUACAUGAGUGGCCUUGCCUAAUUUAUGUAGAUGUAAAGUCACUAGUAUUUGUUUACAUAAUAUCUAAGUACCUACCUAUGAUAUGAUAUAUCCCUAUUUGUAGGUAGGUAAUUGAGCUGACAAAAUAAAAAGCAGUCAAUUAUAUCGUGACCGCGAGGAUUGCUGUAAUUAAUUUCUAUUCCCAAUAUUCAUUAAAAUACUUAUUGAAAAAAAUUUAUCGUAGUUUUGUUUCCUGAAAUAAUAAUCAACUUAGUAUAUUGAGAAAAUAGGACGAGUUUUCUUAUUAGAUAUAUUAUUAAAUUAAAUACACAAAACGACCUACAAAAUCAAGUGAAGUGAAUGGACUGCGUAGAUCUCUAAUCUUGGUACUGCAAUAGUACUAGGAUUAGGAGCUAACUAAACAACACAUCCGAAUUGAUAUGUUACCCAAC